AUGAAUAAAAUAGGUAUGAUACUAGAUGUAGGAAAUGAUGACAGUGUGAUCAAUUAUUCAAUACGACAGCGAAGACCAAAUGCGCUGACUUCUAGAAGAUAUGAACGUGUUACUCAGGAUACUAUUGUAGAGGAAUUGUUUCGGGUAAUAUUGGAUCCAUUAAAUAAAAAUUUACUCAAUAAAGUGGUUGAAAUGAUAAAAAUAUUUGAAUUUAAGAGGGUGGAAAUGAUGGAGAUUGACAAGUUGAAAUUUGGGAAGCUGUCUCAAGAGGUAAUUAAGAUUAUGAUGGGAAUACGAAACGAAAUGGAAGUAAUGAUACGGUAUUUGAAAAUAAUAGAUUUUUUAUUGUCAUUUUCAGUAAAUAAGAACGGUAACAAUGGAGUUUACAAUAACUGUUAUAUUUUUAGGUUAAUUGAUCACAUUUUCAAGAAUUAUGGAGAAAAUGGAGAGAUAUUAAAUUUUCUAUAUGGAAUGAUCAGGAAGAAUCAGGACACUUUGAUGAAAUAUGUACUUGACGAAUGGAGUUUGUUUCAACUCUAUAAGCUAUCUAUAUUGGAAAUGAUACAAUCACUAAAAAGUGACGAAGAUGAAAAAGAGGAGGAAGAAGCAGAACCAAACAAUGAGAUGUGUAAUGAGUCUUCAGGUAGGAACGCUUUACCAUUAUUGUUCCUGCAGACAAUAAAUCCUGUUGUUGCAGCUUGCGCAGCGACAGGAACGACAGCAGCAGUAGUACCAUGUAACAUUAUAAAUUUUCAAGAAUGUCCGGAACAGAUGACUGUAUUUCAAGACGAGGAUGCAUUAUUACCCCCACAGCAAUAUGCAGAUUUAUUCAAUUUGAACCACCACGUGCUGCCUAGUAAUACACAAGAGACAAAGAAGAAAUGGAGGCGGUUCCACAAAUUGAAACAAUGGUUUAAGAGGAGGAUUGGCUCAAAAAAGGAAAAAAUGAAGAAGAGGGUAAUAAGCGCACAUUACUAUUCCUAA
Molecule: messenger RNA, 984 nt
Organism: Kazachstania africana CBS 2517
Lineage: Eukaryota; Fungi; Ascomycota; Saccharomycetes; Saccharomycetales; Saccharomycetaceae
Exons: 1
Coding region: 1-984 (327 amino acids)
Source: RefSeq, a predicted model, not a curated record